AUGUUUGCUUACAUCCGUGGGAACUCGAAGCAAAUCCCCUACCGCAGCUGCAGCCCACGCACCUUCCUUCAGUUCGCGCGAUUUGCGCACCUUCCCCAUCUCUUCAUCAUCUUGACCCGCAGUUCCACCUUGUCAAUGCGCAACAUCGAACCACCCAUCUCCAGUCUCCACAAAUCAGACGAUCUGUGGGCCAGGGAUGAUGGACUGAUCGUCAUCAUCGCUGGCACCACCGCCUUUUGCGUACACCAAAGCGUUCUUACAACAGUCUCCUCCGUGUUCGGAGACAUGUUGAACCUUCCUCAAGAAGGUGAUUGCGAAACUAUGGAAGGACGUACUGUCGUGCGCGUCCCAGAUUCCGAAAUCGAUAUGUCGCAUUUCCUCCGAAUGGUGUUCCGCCCGGGCUACGACAGUCUCGCCUACGAGGCUGAGCCAAUAGCCUUCUCUGCGCUCGCGUCCUUCCUCCGCAUGGCACACAAGUACGACGUAGAAAAGGGCGUCGCCGUCGCCGUCGACCGUCUCUCGCGCCGUUUCGGCGCGCCGCUCCACACCUCACUCGGUCACCGUACCACCUGGGACAAGGUCGAAGCCCACCUCAACGCCUCCUCGGGGGUCACGUUCGACCCCGCCGAUGCCAUCGAGGCCGUCAACCUCAUGCGUCUCAUCAACUCUUCCGCGACAGGCGCAGACUCUCCGCCCCGCUUCGCAGACACCGCGGUCGCGGUCGCGCUCUUCUACUGUUGUGUCGCCGCCGACGGGAAGCCGCAGAUUCUUCGAAACGGCUGGGCUCGCGCGGACGGGACGACGGAGGUGCUCGACGACGCAGAUUUCGGACGAUGCGUCACCGCAAUGGUGUGCCUCCGGCAGGAGUUCGACGACGUCGUAGGGCGGGCGAUGGUCGCCUUCUGGGAAAACUACGAUAAUUUCAAGGACGACGUGGGUUGCUCCCGGAAGCCCCAGAGUGCCGGCGGACGUGGUCCUCCGGGGAUAUGA
Messenger RNA from Epithele typhae, 990 nucleotides. RefSeq lists its product as uncharacterized. The transcript is spliced from 3 exons. The record is from RefSeq and is a predicted model, not a curated record. Bases 1 to 990 code for a protein of 329 amino acids. Lineage: Eukaryota; Fungi; Basidiomycota; Agaricomycetes; Polyporales; Epitheliaceae.